Messenger RNA from Owenia fusiformis, 1032 nucleotides. NCBI's taxonomy places the organism in Eukaryota, Metazoa, Annelida, Polychaeta, Sabellida, Oweniidae. The record is from the annotation of a GenBank genome assembly.
AUGGGAAAGGGGGGAGAAGUAGAGGAUGAGAACUGGGUUGUAAAAGGUAUGUGGCUUGGAUUCGGCCUAGGUAUAUUACUAGGUGUUACCUUGAUGCAAGUGACAAGGGAAGAAUCUUUCUUGUCAGGUUUGGACAAGAGAUCAAGAGAAAUUCCCGACAGGGUAUUGGUUAUCUAUGCCUACUCAGAAAUUGCAGAUAAGAAACAAGAUAUAAGGAAAAACAAUUUGCAAUUUUUCAUUGAUUUUGCAAUAAACGGUAAACACCAAAGUAGCGAUGUUGACUACGUCAUUGUAAUAAAUGGAUACACGUGUACUGUUGAUAUUCCUGAAUACGAAAACACAUACGUGAUCGUUCGGGAAAACACUGGCUUUGACGCAUGCGCAUGGAAGGAAGCCCUGCUUCAGAUGAAAAAGUUGAAAGGAGAAUAUUGGUAUAAAUUCUUCGUGCUAUUAAAUGCAUCUGUUAGAGGACCUUUUAUACCUCCUUACGCUAAUGACAAACAUUGGAUCACCUACUUUACGAAAUACCUAAAUAAUGAAACAAGAUUAGUCGGUACGAGCAUUUGCUGUUCAAAGAUAUAUCCCGUACAUAUCCAAUCCAUGUUUCUCGUCACAAGCAUUUCGGGAUUACAAAUCCUGGAAGAAGAUGUACUCAGAUGCUACGAGGACAAACAAUCAGUUAUCGACAAUAUAGAAAUUAAAAUGUCACAGGUUUUACUGAAAAGGGGCUUUAAUAUUGCGUCACUUCUGAAACAAUGGGAAGACCACGAUUUUCGAGACAAGAAGAAUACUGAAGAAAUAUGUCAUAAGUACAACAAGAAAAUGAAUGGAGACCCAUAUUAUCCAAAUGUAUAUUACAAUGGGAUUGAUAUAUCUCCAUUUGAAGUCAUAUUUUUCAAAAAUAAUAGAGCUGUAAAUCAGAAAACGCACGAUGCAUACACACAAAUGAUGUUGGAAUGGAAACAAAAAUAUUCAAGCAAAAAAUCAACAGGUUAUAUAGCAAAAGAUUCGAGAAAUUACAUCCACUUGUGA